Molecule: messenger RNA, 2411 nt
Organism: Cornus florida
Lineage: Eukaryota; Viridiplantae; Streptophyta; Magnoliopsida; Cornales; Cornaceae
Product: polyadenylate-binding protein 3-like
Exons: 7
Coding region: 202-2127 (641 amino acids)
Cellular component (GO): ribonucleoprotein complex; nucleus; cytosol
Molecular function (GO): mRNA 3'-UTR binding; poly(A) binding; poly(U) RNA binding
Source: RefSeq, a predicted model, not a curated record
UUUUCUCUGAACAUUCGCAUAUAUAUGGUAUGUAUGUAUGUACACCUUUCUGUUCACUUCUUCAUUUUUCCCUCCUAUGCUCUGAUUUCGAAAGCAAAAAUCAACACUAGUCACUCUCACAUACAAACCCUAAUCUCAGCAUUUGCAUAUCUUUUGUUGUUUUCAGUGCAUUGAUUGAUUUGUUCUCAACUUAAUACAGUAAUGGCGACGGCGGUUUCACUACCAUCGGCGCAACCAGCCCACCAGAAUCAGUCGGUGACGGCGUCGCCACCUCAAACGCCGCAGGCGGCGCCGGGAGGGUUCGCCAAUGCGUCGCUGUACGUGGGCGAUCUCGAUGUCUCUGUGACCGAAGGACAACUCUACGAUGUGUUCAACCAGGUGGCGCCAGUCGUUUCGGUUAGGGUUUGUAGGGAUCACGCUAGAAGAGUCUCGCUGGGUUACGCUUACGUCAAUUUCAGUAACGCUCAAGACGCUGCUAAUGCCAGGGAUCUUUUGAAUUUUACACCCAUCAAUGGCAAACCUAUCAGAAUUAUGUUUUCUCAGCGAGAUCCUAGUAUCCGGAAAAGCGGACAUGCUAAUGUCUUCGUUAAGAAUUUGGACACAUCAAUAGAUAACAAGGCAUUGCAUGACACUUUUGCUUCCUUUGGCAAUGUGCUUUCUUGCAAGGUAGCCGUAGAUGGCAAUGGAAAAUCGAAAGGUUAUGGAUUUGUGCAGUUUGAUCAGGAGGAAGCUGCACAGAAUGCAAUUAAACAGUUACAUGGCAUGUUGAUAAAUGAUAAACAAGUUUAUCUUGGUAUUUUUGUUCGUCAUCAAGACAGGAACCAAUCAAAUGGAUCCCCAAAGUUUACCAAUGUUUAUGUGAAAAACUUUUCUGAAACAACUACUGAUGAGGACCUUAGGAAAUUUUUUGCAAAGUAUGGUACCAUUACUAGCGCAGUUGUUAUGAGAGAUGCAAAUGGAAAGUCCAGAUGUUUUGGUUUUGUAAAUUUCCAAAACCCAGAUGCUGCUGCUACUGCAGUUGUGAACUUGAACGGGACCUCUAUCAAUGAUGGCAAAGUUUUAUACGUGGGGAAGGCUCAAAGAAAAGCAGAAAGAGAGGCAGAAUUUAAAACCAAGUAUGAACAGGAAAGAAAUAAUACAUCAGAAAGCUUACAAGGCGCUAAUUUAUAUCUUAAAAAUCUUGAUGCCAGAAUAAAUGAUGAAAAACUGAAAGAGCUAUUCUCUGAGUUUGGGACUGUAACAUCAUGCAAGGUCAUGCUUGAUCCACAAGGGGUGAGCAAGGGGUCCGGUUUUGUGGCCUUUUCUACCCCAAAGGAAGCUGCAAGAGCUUUGUCUGAAAUGAACGGGAAGAUGAUUGGAUGGAAACCUCUGUAUGUUGCCGUUGCACAACGCAAAGAAGAAAGGAGGGCUCAAAUGCAGGCGCAUUUUUCUCACAUAGGAGCACCUGCUGGAAUGGCAUCUUUGCCUACAGGAAUGGCUGGAUUCUACCCUGGGCCACCUAGGCUUGCUCCUCAUCAACUUUACUUUGGUCACGAUACCCCUGGUCUGGUACCACCUCUUCCUGCUGGCUAUGGCUUUCAGCAGCAACUGUUUCCUGGAUUUUACUCGGGUGGAUCCCCUAAUUUCGUUUGGCCAUACCAAGUGCUAAGGCAUGGACAACCUGGUCAGCAGUCGGGCAUAAGGAGGGGUAGAAAUCCUCAACAGAUGCGGCAGCCGCAGGUGGUGCAUCAUCACAACUCCAACCAAAGCUUCAAAUACAUGGCCAAUCGAAAUGGCAUGCACCACCCAUCCAUGGUUCAUCGAGGUCUCGUGAGUCCAAUAAUGUCAUUGCCUCUUGAUGUUUCUGGGACGGCAACUUCAGCCAAGCGAUCUGGGCCAGAGGCCAUGUCAACACUUGCUUCUGCUUUGGCUUCUGCUACUCCAGAGAAUCAGCAGAAGAUGCUGGGUGAACAUCUAUUUCCUCUCGUACAGCGUCUCGGGCAUGAUAAUGCAGGAAAAGUCACCGGCAUGCUGCUGGAGAUGGACCAAACAGAGGUACUCCAUCUCAUUGAGUCUCCAGAUGCUCUGAAGAAAAAAGUUGCUGAGGCCACGGAUGUCCUUUGCUUAGCAGCAUCAGGAUCUAAUUGAGGCCGUCUGAUUCCUAAUUUAAGUUGAGAAACACAUUUUUUGACGUGGAUGUGGGGCCCAUUGUUUAGUUUUUGCUUCUUACAGGGCCAAUGAGUUGGUGAUUGUUUUUGGGGGGUUUUGUUCUAUACUAAUUUUAUCUUAGGCUUCUGACUUGGUGUGGACUUGUACUGAAGACUUGGGAAAAGCAGGGUGUUAUUAUCAUUUUUGUCUUUUUCAUUUUGUUUAGACUACAUGUCUUUUUGACUACUUAAUUCAGGUUUCAUGGUUUGUUUUGGGGGAUUUUU